Belonocnema kinseyi is the source of this 10274-nucleotide messenger RNA. RefSeq names its product nucleosome-remodeling factor subunit NURF301 (gene E(bx)). NCBI's taxonomy places the organism in Eukaryota, Metazoa, Arthropoda, Insecta, Hymenoptera, Cynipidae. Gene Ontology annotation, molecular function: RNA polymerase II cis-regulatory region sequence-specific DNA binding. The transcript is spliced from 24 exons. The record is from RefSeq and is a predicted model, not a curated record. Gene Ontology annotation, biological process: regulation of transcription by RNA polymerase II. Gene Ontology annotation, cellular component: NURF complex. The coding region runs from base 335 to 8635 and encodes 2766 amino acids.
UGUCGUCGGAUUCGCGUCGCUGGGACUCUGGCAGCUUUUUUUCGUAAAUUCGGUGUUGAAAAUUGGGCCUUUUUUUCGGGAAAAUUGGCGCGAGAAUACGGGCAAGAAUUGAGGUGAAAGAGGUAAAUUGGGAGUCUGAGAAAAAGUAAAAUCUCGGGGAUGAUGGCGGUCUGUAGGGUCACGUGAUCGAGAUUAGGGAGAAAUGGCGCAAACCAGGGAUUGAAACAUGGGAAAUGUUUCGUUCUGGGGACAGCAGUGUUAUUUGUUUACAAGCAUGAGGCACUGUACACGUGUUGAGUGAUUGUGAUUUUUUUUUGACAGUUGGAGGUAAAAAAUGACGGGCAGGGGCGGAAAAAGAAGGGGGAGACCCCCGAAGUCGGUGGUGAUGGAGAGGCCGAAAAAGUUCCAGUACCACUUAAUGAAAAAGCCGAAAUAUUUGCAAAACAAGGGUACAGAAACGCCUUCAAGUCAACCGAGUACGCCGACGGUUUCGAGAGCUUCGUCGCCGGUAGAAAGCGAGGAAAGCAGAAGAAGCACAAGAAUAAAAAAGACGAGAGGACCCCGGGAUAGACACUCCAGAAAAGGUGGACAUUCAGCAGGCGCUUAUCAGCGUCGCGGAUACAAUCCAAACGUUGACUACCACGACUCUGAAUACCAUUAUGGUUCCGACUUUGGAGACGAGUCGAGCGAAAAGAGCGAAAUCGAGGAAGACCAGAUUCAGUCGGACGAAGAUUCCUCCGAGAGUAUCGAGGAACCGGAUCCCUCCAGUGACAGUGAUUUCUCGCUUUCAAGCUACAGCACCACGAGUGGAACACCUCGAAAGUCCCUCCUUGGUCAACAAAGACCCCCGAGUCCUGAGCCACUUUGGCUUCAGAAUCGCGAGCUCCCUCCGCUCAACCUUCCCAAAACUUCUGACGAUCUUCUCGUUCCCAAGGAAUUCGUCAUGCCCUCCCUCUCAAUUUAUGAAGUCCUCAGGCACUUCCAAACCCUCGUGAGACUCACACCCUUCAGAUUUGAAGACUUCUGCGCAGCACUUGUCUGCGAAGACCAGACUAAUCUACUCGCUGAGAUACACAUCAUGCUUAUAAAGGCCCUCCUCAGAGAAGAGGACUCCCAGCAAACACAUUUUGGGCCUCUCGAUCAAAAAGACUCGGUUAAUGUCAGUCUUUAUUUUGUCGACUCCAUGACCUGGCCGGAAGUUCUCAGAUCUUAUGUCGAGAGUGACAAGAGCUUCGAUCAAAAUAUUCUUAAUAUUUUAUCAACUUGUGAAUAUCCGUUUACUGCGAUUGACGACAGGAUCAAGGUUCUGCAGUUUUUGACUAAUCAGUUUUUGAUUACAAAUCCUGUACGUGAGGAUCUUCUACACGAAGGAAAUGUUCAUUAUGAUGACCACUGUCGAGUUUGCCAUCGUCUUGGAGAUUUGCUGUGCUGUGAAACCUGCCCAGCAGUUUUUCACUUGGAAUGUGUGGAGCCUCCGUUGGUUGAUGUACCAACCGAAGAUUGGCAAUGUGGUUUAUGCAAAGCCCAUAAAAUAUCAGGCGUCGUUGACUGUAUUCCCGACGUAGAGAAAAAAGGAAUUCUCUGCAGACAAGAGCAUCUUGGAUUCGACAGACAUGGACGAAAAUACUGGUUCCUUACUAGAAGAGUUUUCAUAGAAAGCGAAGAAGGAGAAGUUUGGUACUACAGCACGCCUUUGCAGUUGGAAGAAUUGAUAAUGUCUUUGGAUAAAAACGAAAUGGAGGUCGCGCUCUAUCGCGAAUUGUCCGAUUAUAAAGAAGAAAUCGUCCGUCAGAUGGAAAUAACUGAAUCACUUACGAAUCAGAUCAAGGGCAAUAAGAAAUCGUACCUCGAAGUCGAAAAUGCCCUGAUUGUGAAGCAAAGAAAAGAGCGCGAAGAGCGCGAGGAGAAAGAAAAAGAAGAGAAACGCGAGAAAGAGCGCCAAGAAGCCGAGGAAAUGGUUCGCAGAAUCCACGAAGGCACCGACUCACUAGAAGAGCGUCUCGCCGUUGUUUCGGGUCAAAGCGAGGAUAAAGAGAAGCAAAAUAAUCCUGUAGUUUCCGACCAGGUUCCGGAAGUUGUUGGAGAAACGGUCGAAGUCGAGGGUGAGUCGGAACCCACCACCGACCUCACAAAAUUAACGAAAACCCCUUCCUCCUCUUCCGAGGAUGUCGAAGAGGAAGUCAUGGAAACCGAGGACGGCAUCAAGGUCAAUAAAGACGGGAAGAAGCACUCGAUCGUUACAAGAUCUAAAACCGGAUCUCUCACUCCUCGUACAUUUAACAUGGACGACCUGAAACGCAAAUCCAAAGAGGAGCAGGAAAAACUCGACCGACUUAAAGAUGAAGGCGACAGCACUCGACUCACUAGACAAAAGGCUCAUCAAAUCGCCACCGGAACUCAUCUGUUUAAACUUGGCAUGGACAAUAAUUUCAAAUCAUACGUCAAUCAGUACACCACCAAUGUCAUAUCAUUGAAUAAACCGCAGAGAAAUGAAGAAAGGGACAAAAAGCGACAUCUUUCACACAAAUUUUCCCUAACUCCUCUUUCCGAGUUCAAGUGGAUCGGUAGCUUGACCGGUACUCGAGCGCUGCUUGUUUCCACUUUGAGACAGACGAUUCUCCAAUUGGAAAGCAGCAUUCAAGCUCCCUUCAUGCACACAAAUUGGCCUCUACUUCGAAAACCCUGGACGACUGCAGUUGGCACAUGCGUCAAUCCUCGAGAUUUUGCAAGAGCUUUGAUAGUUUUGCAGGCUUGCAUCAAACCCGUCGUUUUCGCGAACGUUUGGAAUGAACAACUCGGGCAUGUGAAACUAAAGAGGGUGACGGCUUUGGAAAGAGAGGAGAAAAAGCGCCUGGACAAGAAGGAGAAAAAGGAAAAAGAGGAUGAGGAAGAGAGGAAUCGAUUAACUUACAACUUUGUCAAGUACACAUUGGGCUUGAAGCAUCAGAUUUGGAAACAGAAAGGAGAAGAGUAUCGAGUUCACGGCCAGUGGGGCUGGCUCUGGAUUUCUGCGAGUCGGAGAUACAAAGCUGCUGUAAAUAAGCCGGGAUUAAAAGCUGGGCCACAGAAAAUCAUGGUUCAGAUUCGAGACCAGGACGGGAUCAAAAUUCUAGCGCUAGAUCCUCCAACUUACGAGUUUUUGGUGAAGGAGUAUUGCAAACCUAAGGAGACGAAGGAAAUUGCGGAGGUGAAAGAAGAGGUCAAGGAAGAGAUUAAGGAAGAGGAGGUGAAGGAGGAGUCGAAGGUGAAGAGGAGUUUAAGAAAUAAGAAGGAACUGAAAGAUCAGAAAAAGGAUGUAAUUGAUCCAAAAGAAAAGGAAGAAGAGGAUCUAAAAGAAAAUGAAACAACUGAUCAGAAAGAUGUGAAGGAGGAGGAAGUGAAGGAUGAGAAGGAUGAAAAAAUGGAAGUCGACCAGAAGCAAGAGUCGAAAAUGAAUCUCGCCUUCCUCGCCGGGAUGAAAAUCGAAAAGGUCUUUGAACCAAUUGAAAGUUUCGAGGAGAUUGAUAUAAUGAAAGCUUUGACGACGCCAGGCCGUCUUCACUAUCCGAAAAUAGCCAAGAAAUGUCGGAUUGACGACUUUUUAGCCAGAAGAACUCAUCUGAAGUUACUCGAGGAACGGAGAGUGCUUCAGGCGGAAAAAACGAAGGAAAUAAAUCAGAAAAAUACCCAAGAAGGAGAAGAAGGAGACAAUAAUGAGGAGAGUGACACUGACGGGACUGAGAUGUUCCAGAAUAUUUUGGCGGGCAAACCAAUGAAUAAGACACUUUCUCCCUAUGCGAGAGAAAUGAUGACAGUUGUGGGAAAAAGGAUUCAGCAGGUGAGGGUGCAGUAUGCGAAUAUUAUGAGAUUAGGGAAGAGUGGAAGGUGCUAUUCGAAGUUCUGCAACAUGAUGACACAACCGGGGAAGACGGUGCCAGCUGCACAACAUUUGACGGCGAGUUGCUACUCGCCGCUUUGUCUGCAAAAGGCGAGAUUGAAGAGGGAGUUGCUGAUUUUGAUGCGGAAAGCAAGCGCUCUGAAUAAUAAUCAACUUCCAACUAUCACGAAAACUGGAGAACAGGGUGAGAAAAAUGCAGUUAAAGUGGAAGGGGAGGAGAGCAAGGAUGCGAUCAGGAAGGAUUUGGAAUCUGCGGUCGCUUUAGCGACUCAUUGUUCGGAGGAAGUCAAGGCGGAGAAUGUGGAACAGAAUGGAGGCAAUGCAAAGAAGAUCAAGUUGGAAGUGAAAGAUGAGGUGAAAGCAGAGAAAUCAGAAAUGACCGUUACUACCACAAGCAGCGUUGUGACAACAACAGUAACUACAACAACUAGUCAGACUGUAAAAUCGGUUGAUGGCAUUGUCAAAAAAGUGGAGGAGAGUUCGGAAAAUGCGAUAGACGUAACUUCAGUUAUUGCCGAAACGAAAACCAGUAAUAAGACAGGAUCUAUGACGGUGGUAAUAAAUCGUAGAGGAAGAACGCUACAGCGAACUGUAGUUGAAAAGGAACUAAACCCAGAUGGGACAGAAAAAGUUUAUGCAACAAAAUCCUCCCAGGGUAAAGUUUACUUGAAGAAAAUCUCGAUUUCCAUCGCGGACCGAAGGAAAAAGAGAACUCCAGUGAAAUAUCCGCUGUGCUCAACUUUCUCCACGAAGACUAAACACCGUAGUAUUCUUCUGCUCCCGCAGCACGAGUUGAGAAAACUGUCGAGACUUGGAGGACGAACUCCGGUUUUGGGAUUCAAUCACUCUGCAAAGGCAAACAUGUCGGUGUGGCCUUAUCCUUGUCCUAGGCCCUUGUUCAAAACCUGCUGGCUUUAUCGUACCGUGGGAUUAAAAUCAUUGGCCUCAGCGGCUCUUCAGUUGCGAAUUUUAUGGGCGUGUCUUCGAUGGGACGACAUGGCUGCGAAGCCUCUUUCCACCGACGGAAAACAUCAAAUUACAACCGAUACGGAAAUCAUGUCGCUCGAAAUUUUAAAACAUCGACAAGUUGGACAAUUUAUGGACAAGACUCAAUAUUUACGAAGAAAAGUUGUUAUUCCGCUUGAACUUCCCAAACAAGUCCGAGAGGUGACUUCUAUACGAAGCGGAUUAAGGAAACGAAAACGACCUGAAUCUCCACACAGCACAGAACCUCAAGUUUCCGAGGAAUGGGUCGAUGAAGACAAAUUAGAACUCUGGGAAAUUAAACAAUACGGUGACAGGUUAGAGAAGGCUAAUGCCCAGAUUAUUACUAGGAGCCGAUCCGGUGUGCCACAAUCAGUGGUGGUUGGUAAUAGAGGAACCGCUUCCGCCACCGCUGGCGCGGAUCAGCUCGUUAGUGGAAAACAAACUCCAGAGGAGAUUAAAGAGAAAAUGGAACAGCAACUUAGAAUGCAGAGAGCUGCUCAUCAACAGAAAAGGGCUCUUGAGACUCUUAAGAGUCCUGCAAUUGGAAACUCCUCUGUCAAUCAACUUGUCAAGGUCACGUCAAAUUCGAAUCAAGACGGAUCGAUUAAGGUUGUUACCAAAGUUGCUAUACCCGCGACUCCGAAUACAAGCCAAGGAAAAUCGCAACUUACUUCCUUGUUGACGACGCCGUCGCAAAAUAAAACUUUCAUCGGCACGAGGCGAAUCUACAUGACGAAGACACCGGACGGUAAUACGCGUGUCAUUUCUGGACCGACGAGCAUUUUACCAAAGACCCAACAGCCACAGACCCCAAAUCAACAACAGUCUUUAAUCAAAGUCGCAAGCCAACCUGGAACUCCAAACGCAUCGCAAAGCCAGCAGCGAGUGCAAAUUUUGCGAGGACCCGAUGGUAAAUUGCAAGUUCGAGGUUUGAUGCCUGGUCAACAAUUGGUCCAAAUGCCAGAUGGAAAAUUGCAUGUUCUUAAUACAAAUCAGUCGCCUCAAAUUUCGACACAAAGUCCACAAAUUUCGGGAACAAACACACCGACAUCUUCUACAGUUCAGAUUGGGCCCAAGACUCCAAAUACGUCGAAAAUUGCCUCCACAGUUUCAGGAACACCUGUGAAAAUAGCACCAUCGAAAACGGUAGUUAUUCAGCACACGCAGCAAGGAGACGUGAUAGAACAGAACCAAGCUUCUCAAAAGCUGGUUCCAACUACUGUUCAAAGAAAGUCUGUUGCUGCUAGUGGAACGGCGACGCCUCAGAAAAAUACGAUCUUGGUUACAAGUAGUGGACAAAUAGUUCAGGGAUCUCAGGUUAUGCCAACUGGCAAUCAAGUCAUCAACACAGGUCAAAUUGUUGUUAACAAUCCGGCUCUGGCGCAACAAUUAGCUUCAGGAAAAGCGCAACUUGCAACGAUAGGAGGUCAUCAAGUUAUUAUCCGCAGCACUCCAACUGGAAAUCAAAUCUUGCAUUUGAAUUCCCCAAAUAGCGGAAUUAUUGUUAAGAAUGCUGUGACGCCUGUUAAAACACAAAAAGUUGCAGCACCUGCGGUGCAAAAGUCUCCGGUGUCGACCCCUGCCGAACAAGUCGGAACUCCAACGAACAACAUCGUACCAAAUACACCAGCAGCAACUACAACUCCAACUGCAACUCCAACGACAACUCCAACUGCAACGCCAGUGACAACUCCGAUUGUAACUACGGCCGCGACAACACCGGGAACUCCAACUCCAGGAAGUAUAGAGGCUUCGUUGCUGGCUGAUCAACCGCCAGGAACUAUAAUAAAGUGUGUGACUGCACAAGUGAUUCAAACAACCCAAGGGCCCAGAAUUGUUCUUACUGGACUUCAAGGGGCCGACUUCACGCCCCAGCAACUCUCAAUGGUUCAGCAACAAGUGAAGCAACAACUUUUGAAAGCGCAAGCAAAAACCGGAAAACAAGGAGUUCUUGGUCCCACGAAAAUUUAUUUGGCAGUUCAUCCAGCGCCAGGAAGUCAAGCUGAAACUCCCCAGACUCAAACUCAAGCUCAAGUUUCCAAGGUUCAAACCCCAACAACUGUUGUUUCGAGUGUGAAACAAGAAGGUGUGACUGACCAAAAUUCCCAAACUCAAACACCUGUUGUGAAAAAAGAGCCGGAUCUCGUAUCAGAGUCGAAAUCUGCUCCCGUUUCACCCGAAAAACCCAAAGUUGUUGUCCAGCAAGUCGGAAGAAAUGCGGAAACGGAAGAAGAACCUCAUAGAACAAACAUGGCAAAUGGCCAACAACCUCCACAAAAUCCAAGAGAUCAAAAUCAGUCCGGGUCUAAUAAAUUUAUUAUCACUCCGGAUUAUAUUCAGCAAACCAUUAAGAGUGCGUUGAAGCAAGAGAAUUUGAAUCCAGAAAUCGAGGAGAAGUUGUUGCAACUUCAAAGGUACCAAGAAAAACAAAUGAAAGGCUCGGACAAUUCCGUAUCGAGUCACCAGACACAUCAUGUGCCGGUUACGACGACGCCGAGGGCCCCCGCGAGAAAAAGACCUGCACCUUCUUCUAACAUUCCUUCCACAACUAUUAGUAAUUUACCAAAUAUUUCGAAUAAUAAGGAGGCAGAAAUCGGCGAGCCUCCGAAAAAGAAACCACCGCCGAGGCAAGAACAUCGAGAAAUGGCAAAACUGCACAAACCUUUUGAGACGCAGGAAAACGAUCUCGCGUUAAAGAAUCGCCCCAACAAAUUAAAAGACUCGCAGGAACUGAAGAGAAGAACGAAAGUAACCUCUCAAAUGAACGUUUUACUAUUUCGACACAAAGAACUUCUCAAAAAGGACAUUCUCAAGAAACGAGCGCUUCUGGAGAAGGAAUUGUCUAUUGACAUUCAGAAGGACCUCUCGGCGGAAUUGGCAAGCAGGACGAAGGCAGAAAGGCACAAGCAGGACGAAGUUAAAGUCGGAACUCCCAAACGCAAACCAACUCCGCAAGCCGCUCAACAAGUUAGUCCACCGAAUCGAAGUGGAAAGCCUAAAAGUCGAAAAUCCCAAGGAAAUAGUAUUACUCCACCCGGAGGAUCUUCCGCUCCUAAUGCGAAUCGAAUGAGAAAAGAAAAGCUGUACUGUCUUUGCAGGACACCUUAUGACGAAACUAAGUUCUACGUGGGAUGUGACUUAUGCAACAAUUGGUUCCAUGGUGAAUGUGUCGGCAUUACGGAGGAAAUGAGUAAAACGCUGUCGGAAUUCGUUUGCACGGAAUGUCGACACGCGAGAGACACGCAGGAACUUUAUUGCCUUUGUAAACAGCCCUACGAUGAAUCUCAAUUUUAUAUUUGCUGUGACAAGUGUCAAGACUGGUUCCACGGUCGGUGCGUUGGAAUUCUACAAUCGGAGGCGGAUAAUAUUGACGAAUACGUUUGUCCUAAUUGCCAACGCAAUUCGUCCGUGAACUUUGCAAAUAUGAAGAACCUCAACGCAAAAGAUCUUGAUCUUCUAAAAAAGCUGAUCAAGUCGAUUCAGGCGCACAAGAGCGCUUGGCCAUUUAUGGAACCUGUUGAUCCGAACGAAGCACCGGAUUACUACAAAGUUAUCAAAGAACCGAUGGAUUUGCAGACGAUAGAGUUGAGGAUAAACGACAAAAACUAUAAGAAACUAAGCGAGUUCAUCGGAGACAUGACAAAGAUUUUCGACAACUGUCGCUACUACAACCCGAAGGAGUCUCCCUUCUUUAAAUGUGCCGAGGCCCUGGAAACAUACUUCGUCCACAAAAUCAAGUCUCUAAGGGAAAAGUUUUCGGAGGGAAAGUGAGAAAUCAAAACCCAAGUGUAAAAAAACCCAAAUCCCUAAUCCGAACUUUAAAAAGUGGACGGAUUUUGUUUGAAAGCCGCGAGGGACUCGAGUCGAGCCAGCGUGACGGUUUGAAACCGCAUCUGUGCCAGUACACAAAACUCAAAGUAGACCUUUAAGCAUCUAGGGCUAGUAGAGUAAGACGUACAGACUACAUUUAUUUAUUAGAGUCGCCGAUAUCGUUCGCGGGUCUCUUUAUCUCGGUGCGGCAAUGAAUAUUGAGAGCAGCAUGUUUCCAAGGACUACAAAAGUAGCUACACGUGCAUGCGAAAAACGUUUAUAUCACAGAUUUAACUCUAAGUCAGUGCCAUCCGGCAGUUAGAAUGAAGAAUGAAUAAUGAAUAAUGAAUGUAGGGCCAUCGACUCUCGGAUAAUUCAACGAUUGAUAGCGCGCGAGCGAUGGGUUCCGUCUCUUAGGCGUAAGACUACUUAGGACGCGCAUAAUAAAAUGUACAAAUUUGUUCAUCGUGCUCAUCAUAAGUAACGAUCGAUUACUUGCGUUGUUUUAAUCAUAAAUUUUCUAUUAAACAAAAUGUUUAUAAUAAACAAGACAGGCGAAGCUCUAGCUUGUAGGAGAGAAGGAAAAACAGAGAGAUGGUGAGAAAAUUGUAAAUAGCGAGAAGCAAAGGCGCCGAAAGCUUUCGCUUGAGUAAUUAUUUGUGCGAAGACGGCUUUUUUUCCCCUCCAUGCGAAGAUUUAUAUUUUAACUAUGCUUAGUAUUACUGGAGAUAAGAGUAGGGAGCGGCGUUGGUGGAUCGGAAAGUUCGCAAACAGGAAAGAUUUUUCUCCAAUUGAAAAGAAAAUUUUACGACUGCGCAGCGAUUUUAAAGAAUGAGGACUUUGCGUAUUUAAUGUUCAUUUUUCAUUAUUUUUCGAUCCGUUAAACGCAGAUGGUGUGAGACUAAGAGCAAAUUGAUGACCGAAGCCCCUUUUUGGGGAACUUUGCGCUUACAAUUUUUUUUUUCACGGAAUUAUUUAAAAGUUGAAUUAUCAAAUGCCAGGAAUCGAAGAACGCUUGUACAGUAUUUUUAAUCCCAAAUCUCGGGCCUGGCAGUGAUUGAUCUGUUGAAUGUCAAAAAUUGGUUUCAGUUUAUUUUGUACUGUAUUGGCGAUCAUAGAAUAUAAUUGUCAAAUUCCUGAGUUUUUAGGCCAAGGCGGCUGCUUUGUAUGAUAAUAAUGUUAAGAAUGAAAAAGAGAGAGAGAAAGCGAGGAAUAUUUUCGUUCCGUUUUAUAAGUCUGGAGUUUCUUUUUUAAUGUUACUUCUUUUUCUUUCUUUUUUCUUUUUGUUUCUUUUAAUAUUAAAUAAUUUGAGAAACAAAAUGAGAUUCAGCCAUUGGUGUGAAAACUGAGAAGUUUAUUUGUCUUCGCUGCACUAUCAUUUUCACUAUUUCACCGAAACAAUCCUUCGCCAAUUGCUUUAUAUUUGAUCAUGUAACAAAGUGUUUAUUUUUCAUUGGAAAAGAAAAAAGCAACAAAGUGUGAUUACCUAAGUAUAUUCAUCUCGACUUUAAUAUUACAUAGUUUAUAAUAAAUAUAUUUGUACUAAUUUUAAUCAGGAACUUUGUUGUUUUUAUUGCACUACAAUAUAAAUUAGUAUAAA